Messenger RNA from Scatophagus argus, 1173 nucleotides. It is a transcript of the gene apom, whose product is annotated as apolipoprotein M. NCBI's taxonomy places the organism in Eukaryota, Metazoa, Chordata, Actinopteri, Scatophagidae. Gene Ontology annotation, biological process: high-density lipoprotein particle remodeling; high-density lipoprotein particle clearance; high-density lipoprotein particle assembly. Gene Ontology annotation, cellular component: low-density lipoprotein particle; very-low-density lipoprotein particle; high-density lipoprotein particle. The record is from RefSeq and is a predicted model, not a curated record. The coding region runs from base 87 to 659 and encodes 190 amino acids. The transcript has 7 exons. Gene Ontology annotation, molecular function: phospholipid binding; lipid carrier activity.
GACAUUACACAAACUCAGGGUGCUCCCGAGGACGACGGGACAUUUGAUCAGGUUCUUUAUUGCGCAUUAACUCUCAGGUUGCAGUUAUGUGGAAUGAAAUGUUAUCAUGUUUUCUCUCUUUGUAUAGUUUGUUGUAUCAGGUCAUUGUUCCUUGCUCAUUUCCUGAGCAGCUGCGUGUCAACACUGUUGACCACCAGCAGUAUCUGGGGAAAUGGUACUUCAAAGCAGCCGUCAGUCACAGAGAGGCUGACAUCCAGAAGUUCAAAGCACUGGAUAGCGUUUGGUUCAACAUGGAGAAGAAAGCCAAUAACACACUGCUGCUGACCGGACACAUGCGCAUAGAAGAUAACUGCGUGACACAGAGCUGGACCUAUCAUAUACAUCCUGAUAGGGAUGAUUUGGAACUGGAAGGAAGGACGCACCGGAGGAACCUGCUCUGGAGCGGCACAUGGGCCAACUGCCUCGACUGCAUCGUUUUCCAAGAAACAGAGCCACCUCUAAGCCCGACGGACUCAGAGGACUCCCUCCACAGAUUGAUGCUGUAUGCUCGCCAGACUGAUGGCAAUACUGAUGUGGUGACAACAUUUCUGAAAAAUGCAGCUUGUAAUAACAUGCUGGCAAGCGUCACACUCCCUCAAGAGAAAGAGUUUUGCACCUAAGUAUUAACAUUGAGGAUGUUUCUGGAACUGUGGACAUCUUGGAUGGGAAAGAGAUUUUAUUCAUCUUUUUCAAAUAAACUGAGAAUGAGUACCAACAUUUUCUUUUCUUUUAUUUUUUACCAAAUAGCAAAUCACCUAAUUAAAAAAAAACCCAAUGAUUUGUAGUGUCAGCGACAUGAUGAAAAGGGAAGCCAGCCAUGAUGUUGUUUUGAAUGUUUACUCAUCCACUUGUUAUCCCUGUCACUUUCAGUCCAGAAAACCAGACAUGCAGUAGCUUGAGUUGAAAAAAGAAAAUCACCUUUGUGUGGGUGGAUCCACCCACAGCCAUCCAGCAAAACCUGGGGAAUUCCCAUGAUGCCACUGAACAGAAAUACCUGUGCACACAACCUGAAUGACAGCAGCACAGUUCUGUACUGGUUAACAUUUUUUUGUUUUAAUACGAAAGUGAGGAGAGAAAGUGUGAUGGAAUUCUGCCAAGAAACAAACCGAAUCAUUAAAACUCUAUUAUACAGGA